Messenger RNA from Oncorhynchus masou masou (cherry salmon), 12791 nucleotides. RefSeq names its product mucin-2-like. The record is from RefSeq and is a predicted model, not a curated record. Lineage: Eukaryota; Metazoa; Chordata; Actinopteri; Salmoniformes; Salmonidae. The coding region runs from base 360 to 7157 and encodes 2265 amino acids. The transcript is spliced from 5 exons.
UAAUCAUAAUAAUGUGAUAAUGAUAAUAACAAUAAUAAUUAUACAUAAUGGUAAUUAUACAGUAAUGUACAGCAAUACAGUAAUCUACAGUGAAAGCAGAGCAGAGGGCUGAAGACAUUGGAAGCAGGCUGAUAAGACAUCUACUGGUAAACACAGAGGGGACACUGUUAAUACAACUGAAGUUAUUAUGGGACUGCUGUUUGAAAAUCAAUGAACAUCAUAUGAUUUUGGAAUAUUGACUAACAUCUAAUUAAUGUUGGUCAAUGACAUCGUCCUUCAACAGCGGUUAACGGAAGAUCUAACAGGGUUCAUGUAUGAUUGAUGUUGUGUGGUUCACCUCAACAGAGACCUAAAAGGACAUGGAUAUGAAGCCUCUGAUGAUUCUCCUCCUGCUAGCAGCAGCUGUAACAACCACCACUCCUGCAGCAGCUGGUGCCACCACCACUCCUGCAGCAGCUGUCAUUACCUCCACUCCUGCAGCAGCUGGUACCACCACCACUCCUGCAGCAGCUGUCACCACCACCACUCCUGCAGCAGCUGGUACCACCACCACUCCUGCGGCAGCUGUCACCACCACCUCUCCUGCAGCAGCUGUCACCACCACCGCUCCUGCAGCAGCUGUCACCACCACUGCUUCUGCAGCAGCUGGUACCACCACCGCUCCUGCAGCAGCUGGUACCACCACCGCUCCUGCAGCAGCUGUCACCACCACCGCUCCUGCAGCAGGUGGUACCACCACCGCUCCUGCAGCAGCUGUCACCACCACCGCUCCUGCAGCAGCUAUCACCACAGCUUCUGCAGCAGCUGCUAUCACCACCGCUCCUGCAGCAGCUGUCACCACCACCGCUCCUGCAGCAGCUGGUUCCACCACCCCCCCUGCAGCAGCUGUCACCACCACCGCUCCUGCAGCAGCUGUCACCACCACCGCUCCUGCAGCAGCUGUCACCACCAUCGCUCCUGCAGCAGCUGGUACCACCACCGCUCCUGCAGCAGCUGUCACCACCAACGCUCCUGCAGCAGCUGUCACCACCACCGCUCCUGCAGCAGCUGUCACCACCACCGCUCCUGCAGCAGCUGGUACCACCACCGCUCCUGCAGCAGCUGGUACAACCACCGCUCCUGCAGCAGCUGUCACCACCAUCGCUCCUGCAGCAGCUGUCACCACCACCGCUCCUGCAGCAGCUGUCACCACUACCGCUCCUGCAGCAGCUGGUACCACCACCGCUCCUGCAGCAGCUGUCACCACCACCGCUCCUGCAGCAGCUGGUACUACCACCAUCCCUGCAGCAGCUAUCACCACCACCGCUCCUGCAGCAGCUGGUACUACCACCACCCCUGCAGCAGCUAUCACCACCACCGCUCCUGCAGCAGCUGGUACUACCACCAUCCCUGCAGCAGCUAUCACCACCACCGCUCCUGCAGCAGCUGGUACUACCACCACCCCUGCAGCAGCUAUCACCACCACCGCUCUUGCAGCAGCUGGUACCACCACCGCUCCUGCAGCAGCUGUCACCACCACCGCUCCUGCAGCAGCUGGUACUACCACCACCCCUGCAGCAGCUGUCACCACCACCGCUCCUGCAGCAGCUAUCACCACAGCUUCUGCAGCAGCUGGUACCACCAUCGCUCCUGCAGCAGCUGUCACCACCACCGCUCCUGCAGCAGCUGGUUCCACCACACCCCCCGCAGCAGCUGGUACCACCACCGCUCCUGCAGCAGCUAUCACCACAGCUUCUGCAGCAGCUGUCACCACCACCGCUCCUGCAGCAGCUGGUUCCACCACACCCCCCGCAGCAGCUGUCACCACCACCGCCCCUGCAGCAGCUGUCACCACCAACCCUCCUGUAGCAGCUGUCACCACCACCGCUCCUGCAGCAGCUGGUACCACCACCGCUCCUGCAGCAGCUGUCACUACCACCGCUCCUGCAGCAGCUGUCACCACCACCGCUCCUGCAGCAGCUGUCACCACCACCGCUCCUGCAGCAGCUGUCACCACCACCGCUCCUGCAGCAGGUGUCACCACCACCGCUCCUGCAGCAGCUGUCACCACCACCGCUCCUGCAGCAGCUGUCACCACCACCGCUCCUGCAGCAGCUGGUACCACCACCGCUCCUGCAGCAGCUGUCACCACCAUCGCUCCUGCAGCAGCUGGUACCACCACCGCUCCUGCAGCAGCUGGUACCACCACCGCUCCUGCAGCAGCUGUCACCACCACCGCUCCUGCAGCAGCUGUCACCACCACCGCUACUGCAGCAGCUGUCACCACCACCGCUCCUGCAGCAGCUAUCACCACAGCUUCUGCAGCAGCUGGUACCACCAUCGCUCCUGCAGCAGCUGUCACCACCACCGCUCCUGCAGCAGCUGGUUCCACCACACCCCCCGCAGCAGCUGGUACCACCAACGCUCCUGCAGCAGCUGGUACCACCACCGCUCCUGCAGCAGCUGUCACCACCACCGCUCCUGCAGCAGCUGUCACCACCACCACUCCUGCAGCAGCUGUCACCACCACCGCUCCUGCAGCAGCUGUCACCACCACCGCUCCUGCAGCAGCUGGUACCACCACCGCUCCUGCAGCAGCUGUCACCACCAUCGCUCCUGCAGCAGCUGGUACCACCACCGCUCCUGCAGCAGCUGGUACCACCACCGCUCCUGCAGCAGCUAUCACCACAGUUUCUGCAGCAGCUGCUACCACCACCGCUCCUUCAGCAGAUGUCACCACCACCGCUCCUGCAGCAGCUGGUACCACCACCGCUCCUGCAGCAGCUGUCACCACCACCGCUCCUGCAGCAGCUGUCACCACCACCGCUCCUGCAGCAGCUGUCACCACCACCGCUCCUGCAGCAGCUGGUACCACCACCGCUCCUGCAGCAGCUGUCACAACCACCGCUCCUGCAGCAGCUGGUACCACCACAGCUCCUGCAGCAGCUGGUACCACCACCACUCCUGCAGCAGCUGUCACCACCACACCUCCUGCAGCAGCUGGUACCACCACCGCUCCUGCAGCAGCUGGUACCACCACCGCUCCUGCAGCAGCUGGUACCACCACCGCUCCUGCAGCAGCUGUCACCACCACCGCUCCUGCAGCAGCUGGUACCACCACAGCUCCUGCAGCAGCUGGUACCACCACCACUCCUGCAGCAGCUGUCACCACCACACCUCCUGCAGCAGCUGGUACCACCACCGCUCCUGCAGCAGCUGGUACCACCACCGCUCCUGCAGCAGCUGGUACCACCACCGCUCCUGCAGCAGCUGUCACCACCACCGCUCCUGCAGCAGCUGUCACCGCCACCCCUCCUGCAGCAGCUGUCACCACCACUGCUCCUGCAGCAGCUGUCACCACCACCGCUGCUGCAGCAGCUGUCACCACCACCGCUCCUGCAGCAGCUGUCACCACCACCGCUCCUGCAGCAGCUGGUACCACCAACGCUCCUGCAGCAGCUGGUACCACCACCGCUCCUGCAGCAGCUGGUACCACCACCGCUCCUGCAGCAGCUGUCACCACCACCACUCUUGCAGCAGCUGUCACAACCACCACUCCAGUAGCAGCUGUCACCACUCCUGCAGCAGCUGGUACCACCACCACUCUUGCAGCAGCUGUCACCACCACCACUCCAGUAGCAGCUGUCACCACUCCUGCAGCAGCUGGUACCACCACCACUCUUGCAGCAGCUGUCACCACCACCACUCCAGUAGCAGUUGUCACCACUCCUGCAGCAGCUGGUACCACCACCACUCAUGCAGCUGCUGGUACCACCACCACUCUUGCAGCAGCUGGUACCACCACCACUCCUGCAGCAGCUGGUACCACCACCACUCUUGCAGCAGCUGUCACCACUCCUGCAGCAGCUGGUACCACCACCACUCUUGCAGCAGCUGUCACCACCACCACUCCAGUAGCAGCUCUCACCACUCCUGCAGCAGCUGUCACUACCACCACUCCUGCAGCUGCUGGUACAACCACCACUCCUGCAGCAGCUGGUACCACCACCACUCUUGCAGUAGCUGUCACCACCACCACUCCAGUAGCAGCUGGUACCACCACCACUCCUGCAGCAGCUGGUACCACCACCACUCUUGCAGCAGCUGUCACCACCACCACUCCAGUAGCAGCUGGUACCACCACCACUCUUGCAGCAGCUGUCACCACCACCACUCCAGUAGCAGCUGUCACAACUCCCGCAGCAGCUGGUACCACCACCACUCUUGCAGCAGCUGUCACCACCACCACUCCAGUAGCAGCUGUCACCACUCCUGCAGCAGCUGGUACCACCACCACUCCUGCAGCAGCUGUCACCACCACCACUCCAGUAGCAGCUGUCACCACUCCUGCAGCAGCUGGUACCACCACCACUCUUGCAGCAGCUGUCACUACCACCACUCCAGUAGCAGCUGUCACCACUCCUGCAGCAGCUGGUACCACCACCACUCAUGCAGCUGCUGGUACCACCACCACUCUUGCAGCAGCUGGUACCACCACCACUCCUGCAGCAGCUGGUACCACCACCACUCUUGCAGCAGCUGUCACCACUACCACUCCAGUAGCAGCUGUCACCACUCCUGCAGCAGCUGGUACCACCACCACUCAUGCAGCUGCUGGUACCACCACCACUCUUGCAGCAGCUGGUACCACCACCACUCCUGCAGCAGCUGGUACCACCACCACUCUUGCAGCAGCUGUCACCACCACCACUCCAGUAGCAGCUGUCACCACUCCUGCAGCAGCUGGUACCACCACCACUCUUGCAGCAGCUGUCACCAUCACCACUCCAGUAGCAGCUUUCACCACUCCUGCAGCAGCUGGUACCACCACCACUCCUGCAGCAGCUGUCACCACCACCACUCCAGUAGCAGCUGUCACCACUCCUGCAGCAGCUGGUACCACCACCACUCUUGCAGCAGCUGUCACUACCACCACUCCAGUAGCAGCUGUCACCACUCCUGCAGCAUCUGGUACCACCACCACUCAUGCAGCAGCUGGUACCACCACCACUCUUGCAGCAGCUGUCACCACCACCACUCCAGUAGCAGCUGUCACCACUCCUGCAGCAGCUGGUACCACCACCACUCCUGCAGCAGCUGUCACCACCACCACUCCAGUAGCAGCUGUCACCACUCCUGCAGCAGCUGGUACCACCACCACUCUUGCAGCAGCUGUCACUACCACCACUCCAGUAGCAGCUGUCACCACUCCUGCAGCAGCUGGUACCACCACCACUCAUGCAGCUGCUGGUACCACCACCACUCUUGCAGCAGCUGGUACCACCACCACUCCUGCAGCAGCUGGUACCACCACCACUCUUGCAGCAGCUGUCACCACUACCACUCCAGUAGCAGCUGUCACCACUCCUGCAGCAGCUGGUACCACCACCACUCAUGCAGCUGCUGGUACCACCACCACUCUUGCAGCAGCUGGUACCACCACCACUCCUGCAGCAGCUGGUACCACCACCACUCUUGCAGCAGCUGUCACCACCACCACUCCAGUAGCAGCUGUCACCACUCCUGCAGCAGCUGGUACCACCACCACUCUUGCAGCAGCUGUCACCAUCACCACUCCAGUAGCAGCUUUCACCACUCCUGCAGCAGCUGGUACCACCACCACUCCUGCAGCAGCUGUCACCACCACCACUCCAGUAGCAGCUGUCACCACUCCUGCAGCAGCUGGUACCACCACCACUCUUGCAGCAGCUGUCACUACCACCACUCCAGUAGCAGCUGUCACCACUCCUGCAGCAUCUGGUACCACCACCACUCAUGCAGCUGCUGGUACCACCACCACUCUUGCAGCAGCUGGUACCACCACCACUCCUGCAGCAGCUGGUACCACCACCACUCUUGCAGCAGCUGUCACUACCACCACUCCAGUAGCAGCUGUCACCACUCCUGCAGCAGCUGGUACCACCACCACUCAUGCAGCUGCUGGUACCACCACCACUCUUGCAGCAGCUGGUACCACCACCACUCCUGCAGCAGCUGGUACCACCACCACUCUUGCAGCAGCUGUCACCACUACCACUCCAGUAGCAGCUGUCACCACUCCUGCAGCAGCUGGUACCACCACCACUCAUGCAGCUGCUGGUACCACCACCACUCUUGCAGCAGCUGGUACCACCACCACUCCUGCAGCAGCUGGUACCACCACCACUCCUGCAGCAGCUGUCACCACCACCACUCCAGUAGCAGCUGUCACCACUCCUGCAGCAGCUGGUACCACCACCACUCUUGCAGCAGCUGUCACCAUCACCACUCCAGUAGCAGCUUUCACCACUCCUGCAGCAGCUGGUACCACCACCACUCUUGCAGCAGCUGGAACCACCACUACUCCUGCAGCAGCUGGUACCACCACCACUCCUGCAGCAGCUGGAACCACCACUACUCCUGCAGCAGCUGGUACCACCACCACUCCUGCAGCAGCUGGUACCACCACCACUCCUGCAGCAGCUGGUACCACCACCACUCUUGCAGCAGCUGGAACCACCACUACUCCUGCAGCAGCUGGUACCACCACCACUCCUGCAGCAGCUGGAACCACCACUACUCCUGCAGCAGCUGGUACCACCACUACUCCUGCAGCAGCUGGUACCACCACCACUCCUGCAGCAGCUGUCACCACCACCACUCCUGCAGCAGCUGUCACCACCACCACUCCUGCAGCAGCUGUCACCACCACCACUCCUGCAGCAGCUGUCACCACCACAGCUUCGGCAGCAACCACUGUCGCAUCAUCUGACCCUCCAUCUUCUAGUGAAGGAACAAUGAGUCUUCAGUUCCGUCUCAACCAGACGUUCAACUCAGAUCUUUCCAACCCUUCCUCUUCAGGAUUCAAGACUCUGGCUGCCAAAGUGACCUCUGAGGUGAACAAGGCUUUUGUUAAUAAGACCCCAGGCUACCGUCGUUCCAUUGUCAACUCAUUCAGGAGUGGAUCUGUAGUGACCGACAUGACCCUCGUGUUCGACAAGCAGUCUUCGGUUCCCAGUUCAAGCGACGCACAGGCAAUUCUCACCAGCAGUUCCACCUCCCUGAACAUUAUACCAGGCAGCAUCAGUGAUGGGUCAUCAACCACAUCAGGAAGUGCUCCCCGACCCACUUCCUUCUCUCUGGCUGCCUUGCCUCUCAGCUUGGCUCUGUUAAUGGUACAGCUGCUGGCUAACCAAUAGCCUGAGGCAUAGCUGCUGUGGCUCUGCUAGCUGCUGGCUAACCAAUAGCCUGAGGCAUAGCUGCUGUGGCUCUGCUAGCUGCUGGCUAACCAAUAGCCUGAGGCAUAGCUGCUGUGGCUCUGCUAGCUGCUGGCUAACCAAUAGCCUGAGGCAUAGCUGCUGUGGCAUUGGCUUAACCAAUCAACAGUUUCCCAGCUUUCAUAGAUACAGCCUUAAAGCUAGAAUCCUUAGUUGCUACGACCAUUUAUUUACUUAUAAAUUCAUUAUAUGCACCCAUUGAUUCUAGAAGAAUACAACAUAUGAAUACCUCAUGAGUUUAGCUCAACUGUCGUACCCCAUCAGAACCCACAAUAUAAGCAUGUUUUACCCCAAUGUUUCUAAACAAUGCAAACAAACACUGUACAGCUUUAAGACAUUAUUAAAUCUAUAAUUCUGAUAUCAUGGAUGGUCAGUCCUGGCAUCUAUAGCUCUGUCUAUUUUAUUUUAUGUGGCAAGUCAGUUAAGAACAAAUUCUUAUUUAAAAUGAUGGCCUAGGAACAGUGGGUUAACUGCCUUGUAGUGGGGCAGAAUGGCAGAUUUUUUUCUCGGGCAUUCGAUCUUGCCUUUUCGGUUACUAGUCCAACACUCGUUAGAGCUGUCAAUUUUGCGUGAGGCGGCAGCCUAGUGGUUAGAGUGUAGAGGUGGCAGGUAGCCUAGUGGUUAGAUUGUAGAGGAGGCAGGUAGCCUAGUGGUUAGAGGAGGCUGGUAGCCUAGUGGUUAGAGUGCAGAGGAGGCAGGUAGCCUAGUGGUUAGAGUGUAGAGGAGGCAGGUAGCCUAGUGGUUAGAGUGUAGAGGAGGCAGGUAGCCUAGUGGUUAGAGUGCGGAGGAGGCAGGUAGCCUAGUGGUUAGAGUGUAGAGGAGGCAGGUAGCCGAGUGGUUAGAGUGCAGAGGAGGCAGGUAGCCUAGUGGUUAGAGUGUAGAGGAGGCAGGUAGCCUAGUGGUUAGAGCAUAGAGGCGGCAGGUAGCCCAGUGGUUAGAGUGUAGAGGAGGCAGGUAGCCUAGUGGUUAGAGGAGGCUGGUAGCCUAGUGGUUAGAGUGCAGAGGAGGCAGGUAGCCUAGUCGUUAGAGCAUAGAGGCGGCAGGUAGCCUAGUGGUUAGAGGAGGCUGGUAGCCUAGUGGUUAGAGUGCAGAGGAGGCAGGUAGCCUAGUGGUUAGAGCGUUGGAGUUAUAACCGAUAGGUUGCUAGAUCAAAUCCUCUGAGCUGACAAAAUAAACAUCUGUCGUUCUUCCCCUGAACCAAGGCAGUUAACCCGCUGUCAUUGGAAAAUAAUAUUUUGUUCUUAAAUAGAGAGCUGUCAGAAGAUACAGAAAUCCCAUGUAGCCUUGUUCGAACACUAGAAUGUGAGAUGUAAUCUACACCUCGAUUAGGUUAUAAUGAUUUUUCCAAAUUGAACGUCAAUAUUUUCAAAAUGACCUACACACUUCCUCGUUCGGAACUUGUAACGCGAGUAGGCCGGUGUACUUUUCCUGAUAAGAGCUGCUGUUUACCGAUUUUACAGAUGAUUAAAACCUCUUAAGGAUAGGCGGGAGGCAAAUGUCUCAACUGGCCAAUUGCCAGGGGAAAUGCAGAGCGCCAGAUUCAAAUAAAAUGCUAUAAAAUUCAAACUUUCAUUAAAUCACACAUGUAAGAUACACAAUUAAAGCUACACUCCUUGUGAAUCCAACAUGUCCGAUUUAAAAAAAAAAGCUUUUCGGUGAAAGCAUAAGAAGCUAUUAUCUGAUAGCCUUCACCGUCUACACCAGCAGUGAACAAAGGAGCUAGCAUAAUUACAACACAAAAAUGACCCCCAGUUUCGAGUUGGCCUACUUCUUCAUUGCACAAAGGAAUAACCUCAACCAAAUUCCAAAGACUGGCGACAUCCAGUGGAAGCGGUAGGAACUGUAAAUAGGUUCCUAUGAAAUAUCCCUUGGCAGAGACAAUAUAGGGAACAGAGAGGGGGGGGAUUCUGAACAGUUAGUCCUCGGGGUUUUGCCUGCUACAUAAGUUCUGUUAUACUCACAGACAUGAUUCAAACAGUUUUAGAACCUUCAGAGUGUUUUCUAUCCAAAUCUAUGAAUAAUGAGCUGAGGAGAGAGAACAAGGAGCUAGGGGAGAGAGAACAAGGAGCUGGGGGUUGAGAACAAGGAGCUGAGGAGAGAGAACAAGGAGCUAGGGGAGAGAGAACAAGGAGCUGAGGAGAGAGAACAAGGAGCUAGGCGAGACAGACAUCUAGAUAUAGUUUAUUUGUUGUUUUUAUAAAUCAGCCCUUCGGCUUCCAACCACCUGUAUAUCGUAUUUAUUGAUUUGUUUUUCAUCUGUAUUGUUGUUAAUCAUUUAUUUUCUUUGUUGCAAAUAAAUGUAACCUUAAAUGUAACCUAAAUCUAGAGGAGCAGAAGGGAGAGGCAGACCGUUAAAGAGGAGACAGAGAGAGAAGGCCACUAGGGAAGAGGCGGAUAUAGUCAAGUUUGAAUUUUCCUUAAUUUUUCCUAUUCAUUCUCUAUGGUAAGUCUCAUCAACUACGGGUGUAAUAUAUUCCUGGCCACUGGUUGGUUUUGUGGCGCUGUUCCACUCCACUCCAGACCAAUUUUCUUUUAGAAAAGGACAUUUUCAUACUGUACUGUUAGCUACCUCACAGAGCAAAGAGGGACCAACAGUCACUGAAGACUCACAUCUCCGUUAUUUAACGGUAGUUAUUAUAGACCGAUCUGGCAUUUCUCCCAUCUGGAAAUUACAACUGUAAUUACUUUACUUUCAUUUUGUUUUGUCCGAGAUAGCGAGCCACAAAGCUAAACGGCUAGCUAGCUAACUUUAUAUGCCUCUCGAGCCCUCAAACCUCAUCAAUGCUUCAGUUACUGACGGUUGUUCUAUCCAGAGACCGCUGGGUUGAGAAACACUUGUAUUAUUAACCAGAAAGAGGGACAUGUCUCAAAAUACUCAAAGAAGAUGCCUUGUAAGGAUGCAUCUCCAUAGGGACAUGUCUCUGUAUGUACUCUACCGGGCAGCAGGUAGCCUAGUGGUCAGAUCGUUGGGCCAGUAACCGAAAGGUUGCUACAUCAAAUCCCCGAGCUGACAAGGUAAAAAUCUGUCGUUCUGCCCCCUGACCAAGGCCGUUAACCCACUGUUCCCCCGUAGGCCGUCAUCGUUCUGCCCCCUGAACAAGGGAGUUAACCCACUGUUCCCCCGUAGGCCGUCAUCGUUCUGCCCCCUGAACAAGGCAGUUAACCCACUGUUCCCCCGUAGGCCGUCAUUGUAAAUAAGAAUUUUUUUCUUAACUGACUUGACAAGUGAAAUACAAAAAACGUAUCUCCUAGGGGUGCAUCUCAAUAGUCUAGUCUCCUAGGGGUGCAUCUCAACAGUCUAGUUCUGUCUCCUAGGGGUGCAUCUCAAUAGUCUAGUCUCCUAGGGGUGCAUCUCAACAGUCUAGUUCUGUCUCCUAGGGGUGCAUCUCAAUAGUCUAGUCUCCUAGGGGUGCUUCUCGAUAGUCUAGUCUCCUAGGGGUGCAUCUCAAUAGUCUAGUGCUGUCUCCUAAGGGUGCAUCUCAAUAGUCUAGUUCUGUCUCCUAGGGGUGCAUCUCAAUAGUCUAGUGCUGUCUCCUAAGGGUGCAUCUCAAUAGUCUAGUCUCCUAGGGGUGCAUCUCAACAGUCUAGUUCUGUCUCCUAGGGGUGCAUCUCAAUAGUCUAGUCUCCUAGGGGUGCUUCUCGAUAGUCUAGUCUCCUAGGGGUGCAUCUCAAUAGUCUAGUGCUGUCUCCUAAGGGUGCAUCUCAAUAGUCUAGUUCUGUCUCCUAGGGGUGCUUCUCAACAGUCUAGUUCUGUCUCCUAGGGGUUCAUCUCAAUAGUCUAGUCUCCUAGGGGUGCAUCUCAACAGUCUAGUUCUGUCUCCUAGGGGUGCAUCUCAAUAGUCUAGUCUCCUAGGGGUGCUUCUCGAUAGUCUAGUCUCCUAGGGGUGCAUCUCAAUAGUCUAGUGCUGUCUCCUAAGGGUGCAUCUCAAUAGUCUAGUUCUGUCUCCUAGGGGUGCAUCUCAAUAGUCUAGUGCUGUCUCCCAAGGGUGCAUCUCAAUAGUCUAGUUCUGUCUCCUAGGGGUGCUUCUCAAAAGUCUAGUUCUGUCUCCUAUGGGUGCAUCUCAAUAGUCUAGUUCUGUCUCCUAGGGGUGCAUCUCAAUAGUCUAGUUCUGUCUCCUAUGGGUGCAUCUCAAUAGUUUAGUUCUGUCUCCUAUGGGUGCAUCUCAAUAGUCUAGUUCUGUCUCCUAGGGGUGCAUCUCAAUAGUCUAGUUCUGUCUCCUAGGGGUGCAUCUCAAUAGUCUAGUUCUGUCUCCUAAGGGUACAUCUCAAUAGUCUAGUUCUGUCUCCUAGGGGUGCAUCUCAAUAGUCUAGUUCUGUCUCCUAAGGGUGCAUCUCAAUAGCCUAGUUUUCUCUCCUAAGGGUACAUCUCAAUAGUUGUUAGGAAUUUUAUGAAUAAAUGACUAAACAAUAUCCCCAUUUUAAAUAGAACUGUAACUAAGUAAACUCAUACUCUGUUUUAUUAUAUCUUGUUGACAAUAUGAAUUCAUAAGUGAGGGAUUGUGGAGCCUGAAACAGGGGGUAAUAAAUAAAUACAAUUCCAGCCAGGUUGGAGAAGAUUGGAAGUGUUUUUUUUUUAAGUAAACAGAAAAGGUCUUUAACAUAUGGUCCGGGUUCAGGUUCAGCUUUGACUAAAAUCAGAGUUUUUGAUUGAAAUUAAACUAUUUGUAUGUACUCCCUAGAAAGUUAUAGUUGCUAGUAUUUAUAUAAGAUAUAAACAGAACGUUUUAAAUAGUUUGUUUGGUUCAAAUUGAAAGACUAAUUCAUUAAACGUUAAAAUAAGGACGGAGUGAAUUUUGAGGUAAGACGAUGUCUGUUCACUAAAUGAUCUGUUUGAAUAAUGUAUUGGGAAUACAAAUAAUUAAUAAUAUUAAUUAAAAUGCUGAAUCAAAGACGAGGCAGUUACUGAAAUCUUAUGAAUUCUAAAUAAUAAUGAAGAGACAAUUACGAUUUGUGCCCAUUGAAAUGUUCUUAUAAAUUUAGCGAAUUGAGAGAUGUUGAUUGAUGUUGUAAGUUCUAAUUAAAGAUUCAACAGAUGUGAAAAAUUAGGUUUGGUUUCUCGAACCCGUACUACUGUUGCUGCAGACAGCCAACAAUUAUUUACAAUUCAUUGAAAGUCGCUGCGGCUUGGGUCCAGGUUGAGCCCCUGUUGAUGACAUCACUCGCAAGGCACUUUUGUCGCCACGGCAAUGAUGUUGUGACUGGGGGUGACAUAGAAAAUUGUUUGUGUUUUUUAGAAGGAAAAUUCAUUAUUGUUUUGAGUCACUUUUCAGAAGUUGAUAACAAUUUCCAAAUACAUUUUUAAAAGUAGCUGUAUGUCAUCAGGGUAGUUAGAAAACAUGCUAAAAACUAGCAGCAGAUUCGCUAGGUGGGCAUCAUUGAUUUGUGGCAUUUAUUGGGCUAUAUUUGGCUGUAAGAAAGGGAGAUCUGAAUGUUUGAAUCGUAAAACUUUGUGAUAAUGUAUUCUGGUGGUAAUUUAUUCUUGGUUUGUUUAUUUGGUUACUGGUUGUGGUAGAUUUUAGGUGUUGAUUUUACUUAAUUAAACAUUGUAUUAUCUGG